AUGGACCUCAUGGGCCCCGAAAACGUAGGGAUUUCCUCAAUCGUUCUUGCUAAGUGUCCGCGCAAUGCGUAUUCUCAAUCAAAUCGAGGCGGAUUCAAGUAUUACUCACAAGUACGGGUAUAUCUGCCAUCGCUACUCUCGUACACCCUUACGCACCUCUCGCUUCCACUCCGACUCCAGGGUCCCUCACACGAACCAAACCGAACUCUUCCUUCAAAAUUUUACGCUUUUACUACUAGCUCCUACUUACUUUCUAUACGCACCCCCAACAAGCCCAGCCCAAGCUUGUGUUGCGAAAAGGCUCAGCCUCGGUCUCGAAACUUCGCUCGCUGUUUGUGCGACCCUCGUCACUCUCCAGGUCUCCAGGUCCGCGACAACCUCCGUCGCCUUCACUGCAUCGCGAUUAGCGAGAGAUCGCGCCACCUCUUUCUGCAUCUCCUCCAUCUUCUCACUCUUCUCGGCGCCGUUGCUCCGUACUUCCGCCGUCAGCUUCUUGAUCUCCUCCUUCGUUGUCGCAUUCUCGCUCGCCAAUUCGUCUCGCUCGUGCUGCAGCACCGCGAUCAGCACAGGAAAUUCUUGGUGGAACUUGUUCUAGACCUUUUUGCAGGUGUGCUUACCUUUGACUCUGAUGGUUGUCACAUUUGGGAUAAGAGCUCCUUGAAGAUGAUUAGUUCAGCUAAGAUGCAAGAUAUGCUUUAUAUACUCAAGGGAUAAUGCACCAAACCUCAUGUGAUGGAAUCAUGCAUAGGAGGGCAAGAGGUGAUACCUUAAAGGAACCAAGAGGAAUGAACUAGACAUGAGGAUUUGGGCCAGAUAAAGCCCAAUGGGCCCGAUGGGCUUGGAAGGCCCAAGUUGCUCCUCACAUGGGCCACAACUUGUGAUAGUCAUUUUCUUCUAUUUUGUAUAUAUUAUAUUAAUACAGGUUUCAUAUAUUUUGGUCUUGUAUUUGGACUACAUAGAGUAGCAUUUUU
This is a messenger RNA of Cajanus cajan (pigeon pea), 971 nucleotides long. Lineage: Eukaryota; Viridiplantae; Streptophyta; Magnoliopsida; Fabales; Fabaceae. The record is from RefSeq and is a predicted model, not a curated record.